UCAAACUAAAUAACCUGGCACGUAACCUUGAAACAAUAUAAUCCUCUGUUAAUAGAAAGUUGUUUAAAAUUGACUAAUAAUGACAUUUGACAAUUCGUGGCAUGUGAUAAAAAUUGCUGCCGAAGAAAAUAGACACGAAUUAGUGUUGUCAGGUCCAGCAAUUUCUGACCUAAUACAAAAAAGAGGCUUUGACAAAUCUUUGUUUAACCUACAGCACUUAAAUUAUUUGAAUAUCACACAGACAUGUUUACAAGAGAUAUCAACAAAAAUCAAAAAUUUACAAAAUCUGACGACUCUAGUUCUACAUUCAAAUGAAAUUUCAGAAUUACCUGGUACAAUUGAGAAAUUAGAAAAACUGAAAGUUCUCGAUUGUUCCAGGAACAAGUUGAAAUCUGUGCCAGAUGAAAUUGGUAAUCUUCCACAAUUAACAACUAUGAACUUGAGUUCAAAUCUUUUAAAAUCCUUGCCCACGCAAAUAAAUAAUGUUAAGUUGACUGUUUUGAAUCUUUCGAAUAAUCAGUUUGAAGUCUUUCCUGAUGUAUGCUAUCCAGAAUUGGUUCAUCUUUCUGAAAUUUAUGUUAAUGGAAAUAAAAUAAAAGAAAUUCCUGCAACUAUAAAUCAGCUUUCAUCUUUAAAAAUAAUAAAUGUAGCGGACAAUUUGAUUACAGUCAUUCCAGGUGAAAUAGCUGAUUGUAAUAAGCUCAAGGAACUUCAUUUAAAAGGGAAUACAUUGGCAGACAAAAGAUUAUUAAAAUUGAUUGAUCAGUGCCGUAGUAAACAAAUAAUAGAAUAUGUGAGAUUGCAUUGUCCUAAACAAGAUGGUUUUAUUAAUUCAAAUGCUAAAUCAAAAAAAGGAAAGAAAGUACAAAAAUUAUCAGAAACUGAAAAUAAUGCUAAUGUAACAGAUAUUUUAACACACAAGAUAAAAGUAUUGAAAAUAACAAAUGACAUACCAUUAAUUAAAGUUACAAAAUAUGUGAGAAAUAUUAGACCUUAUAUUGCAGCUUGUAUUAUUAGAAAUAUGAGUUUUAUAGAGGACAGUUUUAAGAAAUUUAUUCAACUUCAAACUAAAUUACACAAUGGUAUAUGUGAAAAAAGAAAUGCAGCUACUAUUGCUACGCAUGAUUUGAAAUCAAUUGUUUCUGGAGACUUAAUAUACACAGCACAACGACCAAAUGAAUUAAAAAUCAAGCCAUUAAUGCGUAAUAAUGUUUAUACUGGUGCUGCAUUGUUUCAACAAUUACAAACUGAAGCUGACAAUUUAAGAAAAGAAAAAAAACGCAAUGUAUAUUCUGGCAUUCACAAAUAUAUAUAUUUAUUAGAAGGUAAACCUCUAUUUCCAUGUUUAUUAGAUGCCUCAGAGCAAGUUAUAUCAUUUCCACCAAUAACAAACAGUGAUAUUACAAAAAUGUCAGUAAAUACUCAAGCAAUACUAAUAGAAGUAACCAGUACUAUAUCAUAUGAUAUUUGCAGAAAUGUACUGGAUCAAUUUUUAAAAGAAUUAGUCAUACUUGGUUAUGGAUGUCUCCCAGAACAAAAGGAUUCUUCAAACUAUCAUAAUUUAGUUGUACAACAAGUAAAAGUGGUAACUAUGGAAGGUAAAAUGAUACUGUUAUAUCCUUCUGGAGCAGAUUUACAUUUUGCAGAAAAUCUUAUAACUGUAUUGCGUGAGUAA
Eufriesea mexicana is the source of this 1675-nucleotide messenger RNA. Its product is annotated as leucine-rich repeat-containing protein 47. Lineage: Eukaryota; Metazoa; Arthropoda; Insecta; Hymenoptera; Apidae. Bases 80 to 1675 code for a protein of 531 amino acids. The record is from RefSeq and is a predicted model, not a curated record. Gene Ontology annotation, molecular function: RNA binding; phenylalanine-tRNA ligase activity; protein binding. The transcript has 4 exons. Gene Ontology annotation, biological process: phenylalanyl-tRNA aminoacylation.